AUGGCUUCUGUAAACCGUAUUUGGAUGGCCGCCGGCGUAGCUGUUGUAAAUGGACAUACAGAUCAAGGCUACAAACUUAAAUCCCUCCUCAUCAACUCCUUCCGACAUAGCAAGAAGGCUUUCACCUCCGAUCUCCGUCCAUUUUCCGGCCUUUUUCUACGAUCAAACGUCAACAUCGGAGAAAGGAACACAACACAGUCCGAUGAGUCUCUCCGGCAAGUCAUGUACUUUAACUGCUGGGGCCAAAGUUGA
This is a messenger RNA of Lactuca virosa, 252 nucleotides long. The record is from the annotation of a GenBank genome assembly. Lineage: Eukaryota; Viridiplantae; Streptophyta; Magnoliopsida; Asterales; Asteraceae.